Messenger RNA from Sclerotinia sclerotiorum 1980 UF-70, 222 nucleotides. RefSeq lists its product with no specific name. The transcript is spliced from 3 exons. NCBI's taxonomy places the organism in Eukaryota, Fungi, Ascomycota, Leotiomycetes, Helotiales, Sclerotiniaceae. The record is from RefSeq and is a predicted model, not a curated record. The coding region runs from base 1 to 222 and encodes 73 amino acids.
AUGCAAAGUUGCCAACGCUGUAAAGAUGCUUUGCAAACUCAAGGCUAUGGCUACCGCUGCGAUCAGAGGACUCUCUCAGCUCAAGAAGGACCACAAAAAGUAGACUGGAGAGGAGUCGAAACUGCUGAUACGAAGAAGAAGAAUGGCGAGGAUAAUUACAAGUGUUCACGAGGUCGCUUAACCUUAGCUGUUGAAAAAGAUAAAUCACCAACCUUGAACUAA